AUGGGCAAGAGGGGCGUCAGCCGGCCGAAGAAACAGGCGAAGAUGAACCGAAAACAAGCAGAACGAACAAUAGUCACAAAAGCAGUGGUAGAAUCAAUACAAGAAGAAGGAGAGAGUAGCAAAGAGGAUGAAAAAGAAGAACCCUCGUCUGAAGAGUUGGAAGUACUCGGAAAGAAAGAAGAAGUUCAACCCAAACCAUGGGUAGAUGUUAUACAAGGUAACUGCAGCUUAAAUCGUGGAAUGACAGUAGGUUUUGUAGCACCUAAGAUAGUUAAUGGAGACCUAGAGAUAAAAAAAAUCGAACAAGAAGAUGUUACAGAAGAGCUGGAAUUCUGGGAAAAUGCGAUUAUCUUAUUUGCGUUGGGUGAAUCAUUGCCAAUGAAUGCUGCGAAGAAAUUUAUGGAGAAGACGUGGAAUUUUGUUGUGUUCCCUGACCUCUACUAUAAUGAAUAA
Messenger RNA from Lathyrus sativus (Indian pea), 453 nucleotides. The record is from the annotation of a GenBank genome assembly. NCBI's taxonomy places the organism in Eukaryota, Viridiplantae, Streptophyta, Magnoliopsida, Fabales, Fabaceae.